AUGAUGAAUGAUCCGGCAGCACUCGGGAUGAUCCCGUUUGACACGAUCGGUCUGUACGAGCAGCCUAAACCGCGCUUUAUCUUCAAAAUGCCGCGCGUUGUCCCGGAUCAGAAGUCGAAGUUCGAGAGCGACGACCUGUUCAAGAAGCUGAGCCGAGAUAGUGAGGUACGGUACACGGGCUUCCGCGAUCGUCCGAUCGAAGAGCGACGAGGCCGUUUCCGAGCCGGAUGCUGCGAGGGUCACACGGAGGUGUCAUUCGCCGCCACCGGCAUCAACCUGCAGCUCGUCUUCAACCCGAACCACGGCCUCUACCACCACCCGCACCACCACCACCAUCACCAUCCCGCCCAUCUCGGGCUGGAGAAGGAGUGCGAUUUUGACAAGGAGCACGGCAAGGUCCACAUCAAGUCCCACUUCAUCAUGAACGGCGUGUGCGUUCGUUUCCGCGGUUGGCUCGACAUGGAGCGCCUGGAUGGCAUCGGUUGCCUGGAGCUGGACGAAAAGCGAGCCGCCCAAGAGGACGCGAUCCUUCGGGAGCAGCUCGAGCGGUACAACCAACGCCUGCGGGACUUCGAGGACAAGCAGCGCACCUACCAGCGCACCACGCAGGACGAAUUCGAGCAGAUGCGUCGGAACGGCUCCGGUAUCGGUGUUGGUGUGACGGCCGGUGCGUCUGGUAUGUGGCGGCGAUAAGCCGGCGACAAGCAACCCCACGACCGCAACAGCGACGUGCCAAACGGGGAGGUGGACCCUUCCUCCUCACCAGCAGCUCCCGC
Messenger RNA from Anopheles nili, 776 nucleotides. RefSeq names its product protein big brother (gene Bgb). Gene Ontology annotation, cellular component: core-binding factor complex; nucleus. The transcript has 3 exons. The coding region runs from base 1 to 693 and encodes 230 amino acids. Gene Ontology annotation, molecular function: transcription coactivator activity; sequence-specific DNA binding. NCBI's taxonomy places the organism in Eukaryota, Metazoa, Arthropoda, Insecta, Diptera, Culicidae. Gene Ontology annotation, biological process: regulation of transcription by RNA polymerase II. The record is from RefSeq and is a predicted model, not a curated record.